Molecule: messenger RNA, 884 nt
Organism: Monomorium pharaonis (pharaoh ant)
Lineage: Eukaryota; Metazoa; Arthropoda; Insecta; Hymenoptera; Formicidae
Product: gamma-glutamylcyclotransferase
Molecular function (GO): gamma-glutamylcyclotransferase activity
Source: RefSeq, a predicted model, not a curated record
UUCAGUUUUUUGAGGGGAAUUUUCUCCUCUUAUCUCCUCUGUAGGAUUAUUUUAUAUUAACAACCUGUCACUGUUCAUCCAAGAUAUCUUAUCUUUUGUAGAUACAUUUCGUACAGACAGUGUGCGUACAUUAAUUAUAUAUACGUACAUCGUUUCGAAUGAUCGCAGUAUUCUGCAGUGUUCUGCAGUUUGCGUCGAAUGGACAGCAAAACACUUUAGCCAUUUAUACUUUGAUAUUUUAUUUAUAUUUUAAAAGUUAGAAGGACGAUUGGAUCAGUUUAAAAAAUGUCCAACACGUUUCUAUAUUUUGCCUACGGUAGCAAUUUAUUCACAAAAAGGAUACGUUUAGAUAAUCCAACUGCAGUAAUGAAACACAUAGGAUAUAUAAAGAAUUUUAGAUUGGAUUUUAACAGAUAUUCUAAACGAUGGCGUGGAACAUCAGCAACAAUUGUAGAAACAGAAAAUUCAGUUGUGUGGGGUGUAGUCUGGGAAUUACAUAAAUGCAAUUUAGCUACAUUAGACUGCCAAGAGAGUGUUCAGGAUAACAUAUAUCGUGCGAUGUCGGUGAACGUUGAAACUCCUGAUGGUAGAACUCUAAACUGUAGAGUAUAUCAGCAGUGUAACAAUCCAAAAGAAUAUAUAAAACCAGAAGACUUUCCAAUAGAUAAGAGGCCUUCACCGUUAUAUCUGAAUAUGAUUUUAAGAGGAGCUGAGGAAAACAAUCUUCCCUUUGAGUAUAUAAAAUUCUUAAAAACUAUCCCGCACAAUGGAUAUGAAGGAGAAUAUGACAUUAGCCUUUCUCUGACUGAAAAUUGACUGCUACAAUAUUUUUAUUGUAUGAAAACUUUUGAUAAUACAGAUUGAGGAUCGCGUAUUUCAACGCC